UUGACUGAUACCUACCUGAAAUGUCAAUGUCAUUGAGUUUUUUAUAAUAAUAAUCAAAUAAUAAUUCGUCUGAUUAUCUGUUUAUUUAUCUUAGAGUUUGCAUAAAAUGAGCAAUAGAAAGGAGAAUAUCAAAAAAUCUUUAGGCGUUAGAAGAUUUCUUUGGAGUUCGGAUGAUGAUGAUAGCGAUUCUCAAACAGAAAGUUCUGGUUUUCAUAGACCAAAUACUGAUCCUAACCUACAUGCAGAAAUUGCAAACGCAAAUAAUGAAGAUUUAGGAGUGGCCAAUUCACCAUGUACGCUGAGUCAAAGAGCGGCCACAAAAUUAGAGAGGGCGCAGUUCUUUAAGAUGCUAAACAGCCCUGUCAGAGCACCUCCACGUGGAUCUGUAUUAGAAUGUUAUUACGAUCGGCCAUCUGAAAUUUAUGAUGAAUGCAGUCCUAGGAAUUGUAAAGAAGUUGACUUGCGGAAGAUCCUCUCCAUCCAGAAAGUGAAGCGUAGUAUGAGCUCUCGUAAUGCAGAUAGAAGCGUACCCUCGACAUCAAAUGUCCUGGCUAAUAUUGAAGGAGCAGGCAGGUCCGAGGCACCAAGGGUACUUGUGCCCACACUUUCUGCGUCAAACAUAAUACCGGCGAUGCUGGAGCGCGCCCGCAUGCUGGAGGAACCCCAGCCGUCCACCAGCUCGCAGUCCACACCACCGAUGACACAAAGGAGACUGUUCUCUAUGGUUGCAGAUCAAUCUGAUAAUGAUGUCGAGCCGCAAGAAAUGGACACAUCGAUGAAUGCUGAAAAUGACACUGAUAAUGUGGAGACGGAAAAUGUCGAUGAAGACAAUGUUUUGGGGUCGCAAAUGAAGCAGGAGAGGAGGGAGGCGAGAGAGGUGUGGGAGGGGGAGGGGGAAGGAGAAGGAGAGGCAGAAGGAGAGCCGGAGGUGGAGGCAGAGGUGGAGGAGGAGAUCGACGUGGGUGAUGAGGAGCGUCCGCAGCCGCCCCCUAGCGCCAACAACGAAACACAAGCUGCCCCGGUCAAUCCGAUCCAGCGCUCGGUGCAGACGCAGGUCGCAGAGAAUACGCCGGCACGGAAAAGAAGAAGGGAGAGCCAAGAAGGUAACUACAUAACGUACACAGUACAGGAGUUCAAUCAGUGCCUGCUGCGGCUGUUGGAGUGCCCGGUGUGCCUGGAGUGGAUGGAGCCGCCGAUGUCGCAGUGCCGGCGCGGCCACCUCGUCUGCAGCCGCUGCCGCGCGCGUCUCACCGCCUGCCCAGUCUGCCGCAUCUCAUUCUCCUCCGUCAGGAACCGCGCCAUGGAAGGGGUGGCGGAGCUGCUGCACUACCCGUGUCGGCACGGAUGCGGGCGCGGACCGCGACUGCGCAGGCGCGAGGCGCACGAGGCCAACUGCGCCGCGCGCCGCUAUGCCUGCUUCGCCCCGGACUGCGCAGACCGCCCGCUGCUGCCGCUCAAGGAUCUCUACACGCAUAUGCGGUACAAGCACACUACAAUGAUGAAGAUCGGCAAAAGGCAGCGUUUCUCGGUGAAGACGAACACCGAGACGCACGAGCUGUGGCUGGUGUGCGCGGACGGGGAGCUGUUCCAGCUGCGAGUGGACGUGGACACGCGCGGCUGCGGGCUGCUCGUGCACGUCACAUACGUCGGCCCCAAGUGCAACGCCUCCAACUUCACAUACCAGGUAACGGUGGAGGGUCGUCACGAGCGAAAAAUAGUGUACUGCAGGGAGACGCACAGCGACUUGGAGAACAUGACGCUGGCCAUCUCGCGCCAGGACUGCUUCUACCUCGGCCUCAAGCAGGCGCACAACUUCAUACGCGUAGAGAACCACAACCACGUCGAGAAAUACGUCGAUUUCUGUGUUGAAGUUAUUUGUCCUAAUACUUCAGAAAAUGAGGAAUCUUCAACUUCUUAAUAAAGUUACUUUUCUACUAUAAACGAAAUUAAAGCAAAAAACUAUGAUUCUUUGCCACUGACUUAGUAUCAUAAGUCGAAAAUAUAACCAACUAGGGCAAAUUUCUAUCGCAUUUAAAAGCACAAGUCUGGUUUAAGAUCACAUCUGUAGCUAGAGCUGUUUUAAUUUGAAUUGUCCUUUGAGUUAAAUUAAGUUCCUAAAUUGUUCUAGUCUUUAUAAUUUCAAACAUUGAUGGAAAUAAAUAGCUUGUUUAGACUAUUCCAUUCAUAAAAGGUUAUUCAUCUAACAUUCACCUGUUAAUAUACAUCUAUCAAUCCUUGUUACCAUAGAGGUGUAAGCAGGGCUAGUUUGACGAAGCUGCCCGAAGAGACGUGUCGUAGAUCUGUCUUAAUCCAUGUGAUAAGAUUUAAUAUUGAACAUUCCUCAGUUUGGAGACUGAAGUAAUGAAUGAUUUACCGUUGGUUUCUGAGAUAUAAAUAUCUAUAUAAAACAUAUUGUCAUCCCUGUCACUACUGGCGAAACAGCGAUAUAAAUAUAUGUUUAAAUUGGUGAUUUUGGUUUCAGAAACCCACGCUUAGUAAUAUAAUCUCUAACUUAGUUUAAGAUAUUU
Papilio xuthus (Asian swallowtail) is the source of this 2528-nucleotide messenger RNA. RefSeq lists its product as uncharacterized. Lineage: Eukaryota; Metazoa; Arthropoda; Insecta; Lepidoptera; Papilionidae. The transcript is spliced from 14 exons. Gene Ontology annotation, molecular function: ubiquitin conjugating enzyme binding; ubiquitin protein ligase activity. Gene Ontology annotation, cellular component: cytoplasm. The record is from RefSeq and is a predicted model, not a curated record. Gene Ontology annotation, biological process: multicellular organism development; proteasome-mediated ubiquitin-dependent protein catabolic process. Bases 107 to 1918 code for a protein of 603 amino acids.